Messenger RNA from Myiozetetes cayanensis, 10832 nucleotides. It is a transcript of the gene VTA1, whose product is annotated as vesicle trafficking 1. Lineage: Eukaryota; Metazoa; Chordata; Aves; Passeriformes; Tyrannidae. Gene Ontology annotation, biological process: late endosome to vacuole transport via multivesicular body sorting pathway. The transcript has 8 exons. The record is from RefSeq and is a predicted model, not a curated record. The coding region runs from base 32 to 961 and encodes 309 amino acids. Gene Ontology annotation, cellular component: multivesicular body.
GCGGCGCGCGCCAGCCCCGGGAGCGAGAGCCAUGGCGGCCCCGGCCCCGGCCCUGCCGCCGCUGCCGCCGCCGCUCAGGAGCAUCCAGCACCACCUGCGGACCGCGCAGGAGCUGGACAAGCGCGAGCCCGUGGUGGCCUACUACUGCCGUUUGUAUGCAAUGCAAACAGGGAUGAAGAUCGAUAGUAAAACCCCAGAAUGCCGUAAAUUUUUAUCCAAGCUUAUGGAUCAGUUGGAAGCUAUGAAAAAGCAAUUUGGUGAUAAUGAAGCAAUUACUCAGGAAAUUGUUGGUUCUGCUCAUGUGGAGAAUUAUGCUUUGAAAAUGUUUUUAUAUGCAGACAAUGAAGACAGAGCUGGACGAUUUCAUAAAAACAUGAUAAAGUCCUUUUAUACUGCAAGUCUCCUGAUGGAUGUUCUAACGGUAUUUGGGGAGCUCACUGAAGAGAAUGCACAGCACAGGAAGUACGCCAGGUGGAAGGCAGCAUACAUUCAUAAUUGCUUAAAGAAUGGAGAGACUCCUCAACCUGGCCCUAUUGGAAUGGAAGGAGAGAGUUUCGCAGAUGUUGAAAGGGAAGAAGCGGGGUCAUCUUCUGUCCAUAGUGGAACAACUCAACCGGCAUCAUCAUCUACAUAUGAAGCUAACAACACACCAACUAGUAAUUACACUGGCAUACAUAUACCGCCAGGUGCCCAUGCACCAGCCAACACUCCAGCUGAAGUACCUCAUAACACAGGAGUGACAAGUAACACCAUUCAGCCUGCUCCUCAGAAUAUUCCUCUAGUCGAUCCUUCCCUUUACAGUGCUCAGUCUGGAGGAGAAGUCCGCUUGACUCCAGAGGACUUUGCCAGAGCUCAAAAGUAUUGCAAAUAUGCUGGCAGUGCAUUGCAAUAUGAAGAUGUGAGCACUGCUGUGCAGAACCUACAGAAAGCCCUCAAGUUACUAAUUACAGGCAGAGAAUGAAGCCUUUAUUCAACAGAUUCAUCUUUUCCUUAAAAGACUAACAUCUUAUUACUGUACCUGUUAGGGAAGUGGAGAAAUUCUCAAUUCCGUCACCCAGGACAAUGAAACCUGCCUAAUUAGCAAUUAAUGGUACAGUAGGAAUCUCUGUUUUCAUCUUGCAGACAGUGGAGCUAGAAACAUGAAUGUAGUGGCUUGUUGUAAGCAAAAUACUGAAGAAAGUACUGUGAACACUGUGCAAGAGUUAGAAUACUUUCAGUAUUUAGAUUAUCAGAAUGGGAAAAUGCUGACUGUAAAAGGCUUGAGAAUUAGGAUGUUCUGUUAAAAUUCUUACUCUUGUUUUAUUUCAAACAAUUUAAUUCCAAACAAUUAUUUAAUGAGUAUAAUAGCUUUAAAAUGGUAACUAAGAUUAGUGCUUUCCUCCUAAAUGAGAGCAUGUGAGAAGGCUGACAGAUCCACAAUGGGAAGAAUUUUGUUCUGUAUAUAAAUAAUUUCAGUAUUUGUAUUACCUGAGACAUAAACCAAGGUUGAAGGAGACUUGAGUACCUUUGCAUUUCAUUUUAAAAUGUGCUGGAAAAAACAUCUCUUGUUACUUCAGAGCGAGUAAUUUUGAUGUGUUCCAACCUAAUCCCCUACGGCUGCAUGGAUUGCAACAUGUAUUCUUGAUUAUUGGUUUUUGCUCCUUCUGUGUGAACACUUCACAAUUUUGUAUGUCUAUGGGUAAUUAGGAGAAAGUACUAAUAUUUAUCAACAAUGACUAAUAUUUAUCAGCAAUGAUCCUGAAACCGGAGGCAGAGGUUCUAAACAACAUGAACUUUUAAGGAGAUUUACUUCAUUUACUUCAUUCCAUCUUUUUAAGAGGCUGAAAAAAAAAGCUUGUUCUUCAACCAUUAAAGCAGUAUAGGUUUGUCUCUGGUAUUAGUGUCAUAGAGUUUCAUAUUUUCAACUAAUAUUUUUCCUGUCUGCUUUGUUGUGGAGACUUUUUGGACUUGGGAUUUAAUUAAAAUAUCUUGGAAACUGGAUUUUGAGUCUUUAUGAGGUCUGCCCUUGCCAUUAUAGAGCUCUUGAUUGUUAAAAGUCCCUCCAUGAUGUUUAAAAGAAAGAAUAAGCAGUCUUUUAACUGGCAUGACACAAUAAUUGAGUACAACAUAAAGCAUGUCUGAUUCAUAUAAUAAUUUAAAUGACAUUUUAUCUGAUCUGUCUUUCUUUCCAAGCUGUACUGCUUUGCAGUGACUAAAAUAAGUUAUAUUCAAAGCAAAAAGAUGAGGAAAAGAAAAUCAAACAUAAGUAUACAUUAAAGUUUAGCUGGUUGUACCCUUUUAAGAGUGUAGAAUCUUUGGCAGCAGAUUUUAAAGGGGUAAUGUGAAACUUGUAAAUGUAUGCUUAAACACUUUAGUUGACUGAGAUUUAAUAGAUAAAACAUGGUAUUUUUUGUGUUGCUUUCUGAUCUGGUAUAGCAUGCUAAUCUGGACAGUGAAUUGGGUUAGAUUCUAAUUGUUGUGGGAAACUUAGAAUAAAACCACCUGAAGCUUUUUUAACAGUAAUUCUACAGACCUGAGCAAUAACUCUGUGUUUUGUACAGUGCUUCAUGCAAGAUAGAUCCCUCACAUCAGUAGUAAACUGAAUUACUGCAAAUUAUUCUAUGUAUAUUAUUGUUCUUUUACACUGUUGCAUUGCUGUGAAAUCCAUUCAGCAUUGCUGUAAAAAAAAAAAAAUUAACUUUCACUUGAGGAUCAUACUACUGUUUUCUAGUACCAGCAUCAGUCUCCAGCAUUUGUAGGAGGAAAUUCAGUUUUCCUGUUUCUAUUUAUAAAAUAAUUAAAAAGUCUUUGGGACUUUUAUAUGACAUGCAAAAAUAAGCAAGCUAUGAUAUAGUGUUGUAUUUAUUUGAGGCUUUUAAAUUAAAAUGGAAUUUUUUUUUUUUGGUGAUUCAGUGUUGUGAAAUGGAUGUACAUAACUAAGAAGAUUGAAAAUGAAAAUUUAGGUAUUUCUUAAGCUGUAUAAAGUAUUGUCUGUUGGCCAUGAUUAUAUUGAACGUCUUGAUUCUCUAGGAAAUCAGGGAGUCAUCAGUAAAACAGCAAUAAGCAAUGUAAAAGUCAUAAGCAAUUUUCUUGAAUGAUCAUUUACAAAUCUGCCAACAUUUUUCUGCUUAGAAAGAAGUAAAGUAAAUGUUCGUGAGGGAAAUGGAUAUAAAAAUACUAGUACAAAAGUUUCAGAAUUCCUUAAAGAAGCUAUCAGGUCAUUCUUUCUGAAAAUAAAUUAAUGUUUAGAAGAUAUACUGUAUGAAAUAUUAUGUAAUAUGUUAACAUAUCCUAAUACCGACCUUCAGACAACAAUACUUGACUUAGCAUAUGGAGUUUUAUUUUGCAUAAAAUACUUUUGCUCUGAUCAUUUAUUUUUCAGUUGAGAAGUUUUAUAACAGUUCAUGAAACCAUGUUUGAAAUUCAGUCUUUAAGCUGCUAAUGUUUGAUGUAACAGACUGAAUAUUUAUCAUCCAGACUGAUGCCGAAAGUAAAUUAUAGCAAAACAUUUCCAUUCCAUUAAGUAUAGCCUCCGGGACAGCUUUAAAUACAGCAGGUAGCCCAAAGUACAAACCGAUGUUGUAGAACUGCUCAAGAAGUGUACAUAUUUGACAAUGUUAGGCUGUAAUUAUUCCAAAUUGGAAUUUGUGGUAGGCACUGGAAUUUAAAAUUGUAAAAUAUUGUGUGAGCUUUUAAGUGUUGACUGAUUGAUUUUACGGUUGCUCUGAGUGAUAAAGUUUCAACCCAUAGCUUCUCCUGACUGAUUCCCAAAAUAUACAAGUACAGUUUUAAAUAAAGGAGAGUGCUGAUUUUGUUCCAUACCACAGUCAACAGCUCUCCUGUUCAGUGUGAUUACCACCUACAUGCUUGUUGGCCAUUCUCUUUUGAAUUGUGAGUUCUCAAUCUUCUCAUUCUUACUUAAGAAAGGAGAAGGAGGCAUUUUCUGUCAGAUACUCCAUGUUUGGUUUUGCUGCUUGUGUAAGCUAGAGUUUUAGUAAAUCUGUUCAAUGUUUGGUACUUAAAAGACUUUAUGUUUUUGCAGUUCUUUGUACUUCUCUCCAGGGAAAGUUCCAUAUUACACUUCUGGAUUCCUGAAAAAGUGUCUUGUGGAGCAGGUGAUCAUUUAUGAAAUGGUGGAGAUCUUUUUCAAAUAUGCAUGAAUUGGAUUUACUAGUACUGGAGGCAGUGAUCUCAAAAUGUUGAAGUAAUUUUAGGUGGAAUUUUUAAUGAUGUCCUUUGUAAGUGAAGUUUCAGAAGCAUAGACUUAAGUAUGAUCACAUUCCAGCAUGUGAUUGUAAUUGUCGUUUUUGAGACUAUAUAAUACUGACCCAUGAAAAAUUAACAACAGAGAAACUUGCUGUCUGAAGUAGAAUUUGGGGGUGGAGGUGGUGUGUGUGCAGACACGUCUGUGCAUAUAUAAUAUAAUGCAUGUAAAUUCAAUGGUGAGCUAUAGGAAUGCCUUCCAAAAACCAUAAUUACUACCUAAUGUGUAGACAGUGCUUACAAAUGUUGUUCUUAAUGUGAGGUUUUAAAUGUACUAGCAUAGGACCAAAAGCUAGCAUUUAAUUUUGUGGUAUUCCAAAUAAAUGAUCUUUGAUUUUCUCCUUUUUCAACAGUAAAAUAGGAGCUUGAUACAAAAAGAAUGAGAAUACAAAUUUAGAGCAAGUUAGAUUUACUAAAGAACAAAUACGGCUUCUGUUUUUGUAAAGUCUUUGUGGUAAUGUUUGGAUUGAGAUUGUAAAGUGCCCAUGCUUAUAAAGUAUAAUUCUUGCUUUCUUUUAAAAUGUCCUUUGUUGUGCAGUUUAUGGAAUUGGAGCCUGAGCCAGGAUAUCUGGAUUAGGAAAACCUGGUUUUUGAUGCCAAGUUUCUAAACCACCAGUGCAACCUGAUACUAACAGCAACUGUUCUUCACAAUCACCUCAGAGUACCUCUUUUUAAUGCUGGAAUUUUAACCAAGUUUGUUGGGAAAAAGGAGCAAUACUUUUUUCUUACUGCAUCACCACCUUUCAGUGCACAACUGUAGUAACAGAACUGGAGAAAAUAUGAAUUUGCAUUAGAUAUUUCACUAUCAAUGAGAAAAGAGUAUUAAUGCUGCCAGCAGAGCUUUCUUUGGCUUACAAGAGUAUUGGAACACACUCUGAUCAUAAACAUUGUAAUACCCUAAAUGAUCUCAGAAUAGCAAACUUGUAAAUAAGAGCAUUGAAAACAAACUUGAAAGAGAGAAGAGAAAAACAAAUCACAUUCUACACAGAAUGAGAAGGGGUGCAGAAAUGAUUGCAGAAGAAAAUAGAAGAAAUGCUUAAAAUCCCAUGUGAGAAUGGAGCAGGGCAGUGAUUGGAAUGAGGUUAGAGUUGUUGUCUGAUUUGUUUAGAACCUUGAAAGAGAGGCGAAAAAAAGGCUGAAGAUUACAAGAAGAUAGGAGAGAUGGAGAGGAGCACUAGAAUGACAAGAAAAAAACCAUACUUUUUUUUUAAUGCAGACUGGGAAAAAUGUGAGUUGUAGCACAGGAGAAAGUUUUCCUACUUGAUGAAAUUAUAGUAGAGACUAAGUCUAGCUCUAAAAGGGAAACAAAAACAAAAUACAGGUUGACAGCAUUCUGAAGUUGGAGAGGAGCAGAUCCUCUCAUCUUUGGAAUCUGUGCUUAUUAAAUGUGUCAUAUUUAUCAAAUAAUUAAAAUUGACUUGAUGUGGCCCUUUUGGAAAACCUGGGAGCUUGUGUAAGUAACUGCAUGGUAUCUGCAGAGAACUGCAGAAAUCCAUGUUUGCUUUAAAAUGCUGUCUGCUGAUUUCGUGCUUUCCUUCCUGUUGUGAUUGCCUCCCCAUUUUCAGCGUCUGUAUUUAAUCUGUGGUGCUCUCAUAGCUAGAGGGGAGGUUGCUUAACUUGAAUACAAUGCUAAGUAUGAGUGAUAGUGCACAUGUUUAGACAUUCUCGGAUAAUUUGCAAAGAUUAUCUGGUCUGGGUUUUAGUCGGUAGGUGAUAUAAUGAAAAAGGAAGUGAUUGUACUCUCCUUCUGAGGUUCAGAGGCUCUUUGACAGCAGUAUGACUACAAUAUCUAAAGAAGGGUAUAUGGAAAUUAACUACUCAGGGCCAUAUUCCAAGUCAGAGCCCAACAAACUAAUCUCUAGGAGUUUGUAGAUCUCCAGCUAAGCAGUUGGUGCAAUUGUCAACUUUUCUUUGUCUCAGUUAACCCAUUUGUAAAGUGGGCUUCUUUAGAUUUAACACUUCUUUAUAUAGUCAGGAUUUUUGUAGUUCUGAAAAAUAACAACUGGAGAAGGGCUGAUUAUUAUAACAAGUUCCCAAAAUAAAUAGAGUUUUUAGGAGAGGCAGAGUAGGUAUUAAUUUGUAGUGAGAAGAUUUAUCAUGAAAAUGGAAGAAAUGGAAAAAAAACCUUGAUAAUAUAAUUUGAGGGACAGUGGGCAGGAAUGAGAUCUGAGAUAUGGAAACAAUAUAGUUGGAAGUGACAGGCAACUAUUUAUAUAGAGUAGUAUCUAGUUCAAAUGUUAAAAUGUUGGAUUCAUCAGAAAUCCAACAUAACCCCCAUUCUACAAUACUCAAAUAAGUAUUAGUGCCAUAAUAAGAUCUUUGAAUGGAAUGAAGCAAUUGUAUUUAAAAAAAAAAAAGAAACCUGUGAUCAACUUCAGACCUGUUAGUUUAACCACAAGGCUAAGAAAAAGCUUACUUCAGAUUGUGAACAGAAGUCUUGAAAGUUCAAACAUGAGUAUGAUAGUAUAUAGUAUGUUUCUUCUUGCCCUUUUGUUCUACCUCUCAUCCCAGGUGGUUUGGAACAGUCACUUUUUAGAAAAUUAAUGUGAUUUAGUUUAUUCAAAUUAAAGUAAUGCUUGACAUAAGGCUCUAAAAAUACUUAGGUUGAAAUAGAUGAACAUAAGAAUUGAAAGAUGGAUUUAAGCUGGUGGGAAAAGAGAUUGCAGUAAAUUAUAAAUUAUUUUCGGAAUGGAAAUGGAGAGAGAUCAGCCUAAGGACACGUCCUGUUUAAUGUAUCAGUGACGUGGGUUGAGGUCACCAUCUAAGUCACAUGUAAUUUGUGGAUGAGAUGAAGUUGGGAAGUAUUGCAAGACGUGCAGGGAACUGGAGAAAAUUCUAUGACUUUGACUGAAGGACUAGAACGGAGUAAAACUGAAAACAAAAUACAAAGUCAUUCACUUUGGUUUUAACAAGAGAGUAUUUUUUAAAUAAAAAUUAGGAUACUGUAAGCUGAAGCAAUUCUGAUCAGCUUUACCUAGUACAGCAGAGUAAUGAGAACGUAGGGUGCGUUGGAUGAGAAUGUAUAAGUACAGAGAGUAAGUACACUGUCACUUAACAGUCUUGGGUUUGAUUCUGAUCAUUGUUGAUGAAAGUUAUUUACCAGUACCAGAUGCAAAGAAGGGCUACUGAGAUGAUGAAAAUCUUAUUUAUCGAAAAAAACCCCAAAACUAUAGUUACAGAAUGGCUUUCUUAUGGCAUUAGGGACAAAGCAUUAAUUUAUUUUAAGACAGCUUGAUAAAUUAAGGAUUUGAUUGUAGUGAUUCUAAUGUUAAAAUUCCCAUUUGUCAAGUUGAUGAGCUUUGGGAAGAUUUUUCUGGCUUCUGCUCGACCUUGAGUAAUUGUCCAUCACCCAAAAUACCUGGAAAUGUAACUAUUAGAAAAGGUAUUGCAACACUUGAGACACUGUGAUAACCCUAUCUCUCCCAGUGUUUUCCAGUGAUAGACAGUUUCAUCUUUAUUAAGCCUAAUGUUUGCUAUGAAACAUUGUAAGCAUUUUGUGGAUAAAGUGUGGGGUAGAAUGAAGAGAUAUUUCUAGUUUGUAUUAAUUCAAUACCUAAUGUAUGUUUGCUUGUGAUUGUGAAAGAAUAUCCACAGUUUGCAUGUUUCUCAAUGCAGACACCUUUUAAAUUUGCAAUAUGAAAAGUUUCUCAAAAGUUGAGAUGUAUAGCAUCAAAAUAUGGCACUGCUCAAAAUAGAGGCUGUAUCUUUUGGUGUGAAUACAGCUUUGUGGGAACAAACCCAUACUGAAAUCUCUGUAAGCUGUUGCAACAAACAGCAAAUAUUUCUUCUGUGCUGAAGUUAAUCAAGUGUAUCAGCACAGUCUUGGGAAAAAUACUUUAUUCAGUGUAGAUAUUAAAUCUCUAUUUGUAAAUCAGGCAUGCAGGUACUCAUAACUGCUGCACUUAAGCUCAGCAGCCAUUUGAUAAUAGUAACCACACACAUCUGGCCUUUAUCUUACACUUAUUUGCCUGAGUAACUUCACUCAUGUGAAUGGUCCUAUUGCGACAAUAAGAGUACUCAUAUACAUAAGUGUUUGCUGUGUUCAGGUAGAAAGCUUCGUUUGUUGAGUAAAAUACAUCUGAAACAGUGAUAAUGGCAUUAAUGGAUCCAGGUGUGGUAUGCUGGUAGUUCUCCAGACUAGAAGUUCUAACCUCAGAAUCUUUAUUACUGGCAUAUUUUUUAAGCCGUUUUUCUGAAACUUUUUGUCUGUUAAGAUUUAGAUUUAAAGUACUUUCUUGAGAUUUUGACAAGCAACUGGCAGAAGUACUUUGCAAAGAUAGUGCGUUGAAUCAACCUAUAUCUUGGUAGGUUCCUCCAUCAUCACUCCAAAGGUCUCGGUGACUUUUGGUGUCACUCAUUGGCUAAGUUCAGCGUACCUGCCAUUAUACUCAAAUAUCUAGGAACUCUGACAAAAAGUACAAAAGACUGCAGAAGAGGGUUGAUUUGUUCAUGUGACCAAACACAGUAGCCACCUUGUCUACUGCAGCCUUUAAAACCAGUAAAGAAACAAGAACUGAGUGGCUUUGUGGUGGAACUGUCAAGCACUUCAUAACAUUUGAAGACUCACUAAAUAAUUUCUUCUGGGAUUUGGCACAGAGGUGGUGUCAUGCCAGUCCUUGGGCCUCCCAGGAGGAUGCCAGAGGACAUGGAUUAAUAUCUGUUGUGUGUGUCUUGAUUCCUGAAGAAAAUUUAUCCUGCAGUGAGAAAUGUUUAGAAUCUGCAUCAUGAACUGGUCAUUUUGAUAAGGAUAGCUGCUUUAUACUUUGUGUCACUAGGGUACCUCUUUCCACUCUAAAAAAUAGUAAAUCUGAUCUUUUUGUGGAAUGCAAUUAAAAUUGUUAAUUCUCUCUGUGUUACGACUUAGACCUAAUGUCAUUUUAGAUGCCAUUUAUCUCCAGUGUUUGACAGCUGAUAACCUCAAACAUGCUUUAAAAUUAUGAAACAGUUUUUCUUUGCUACAUUUGAACUCUCAUUCUUUUUUUUCUCUUCUAGAACUCAUCCUAUGAGACUCCCAUUCCCUUGUAAGACUUACCAAUAGAAUCAGAAUUUCUGUUUAUAGAAAUUCAUCCAGGUUGUCUUCUUGGCUUUGUCUGUAAGCAAUUGGCAGUUUUGUUGCAGAGGUCCUCUCAGUAGACUGUGAUGAGGUGAUAUGGGAGGAGAUAGAACCAGGGAUGACAGUGGGGCAGAUGCUGCUGGAAAUGUACCACUGAAAAGGAGUGGAAGAGAUCACUGAAAGCAGAAGUUCACUAGUUAACACUGCUAUAUCUGUAGGUAAUACAUCUUAGAGGGAAUUAGUUAUAGGUAACUAAUCUCUCAUAAAUUUUUAAGACACCUUUUCAUCGCUAAAAUGAUCAUAGUAUAUAUUGUUCAUGAAAAAUGCAAUGUAAAUUACAAAGUUAUGUACAUAAAAAAUAGAAAAUAAUAGAAAAUUUAGGGUGACUGUUCAUAUUUAUCCUUUUUUCCAGCUUAUGCUCUGGGCAGCGCCCAGUAAAAGGACUUUAUUUGGAAAGCACAUUUCGCACAAAAAUUUCCACAGAGAGGUGGAUGGAAGAAAGGAAAAACGAACCCAGAUUCUAAAAUAAAACAAAUGUUCAAAAUUUAACUGCCUACGUCUUUAUUGCUAUGAGUGUUUGGGGAGAAGUGUGCUUAUUUCAAUACUGUGAGGUUCUGUUUUUAUUCUGUGUGGGCAUCAUUCUUGUUAGUAUAAAAGAAAUUACAGUUUCUAAUGCAAUUAAUACUUGUUUCUGGCAAGAUAUAAUUGAAGCCAAGAUUUUAUAUUUUUGAAGUCUCACAGUAGUAAAAUGUAAGAGAGGCUAGAAGUGGGAAAGGAAACUACCCCAACAAAAUUCACUCAUCCUUCAAGUAUUUUUCUUAAUGGAUUACACCAUUGAUUCAUUUGAUUGUCCAGAAUGAGAGAUUUGCAGAGACCUUUUUUAUUCAGAGUUUUUACUAUGUUAAAAACUACUCUUGUACUUUGUAUUGUAUUUUAGACCAGGCAGAGGCAAAUUAAAAAGUUUGGGAAGUGUUUGCUGAUUUGCAUUUUGCCUCAUAAACAUUUAAACAUAGCAUAUCCAUUUCUAUCUGAUAUAUCUUUAAAUGCUAGAUUUGCCACUGAAUGCAGAUUCAUAACCUCUAUUACAGCAUUCACAAACAAGCCAGUGUGCUACAUGAUUACCCUGGAAUUUUUUGCAAGCAUUCAGCUGUUGAAUGCAAAUAAAUACUUCGUCAUUGAUUCCCGUUCUUGGCACCACAAAUUCAAAUUAGUGUUAUCAAAAUAGGCAGGGAGAGAAGAAAAUUACCUGGUGCAGUUCUACGUGAAGAGAAAGAUAAUAAAAUUCAGUAUAUGAACAUUGAUCUCUGGCUUAGUAAUGCCUGGUUCUCUAAUAUCUAAUUUAGUGUCAAGAGGUCAGAUUUUCUGCUUUUGGGAGGAGGUAUCUAGAGCCAUAGAGAUCUUUGACUUAAAUGAUGAAAUUAGUCCUUCCACGGGGACAUAAUUGCACCUUUCAUUAAGUAUGUGGAAUUCUCUGCAGAAAAGAUUAUGCAAUAUGAUUAUUUAUGUGGAAUAAAAAUUAUUCUUUUUAUUCUGUUUA